AAAAAUAUGACGUUUCAUUGACACGCAUUUGACGUUUCUAUUUAUUGUUUGUGCUGAAAAUUUUAUUAUCCAAUUGUUAUCAACGUAAUUUGCUGCAAAAUUAAUUUUUGAUUAUUGUAUGACAUGGAUUCCAAAAGCGAAUUGUUUGAUCUUAGCGGCAAACUAAUAAUAAAAGUUCAAUUAGGGGAUGAUAUUAGACGUAUACCAAUACAUAACGAAGCAAUUACUUAUGAUGAAUUAUUGUUGAUGAUGCAGAGAGUAUUUAAGGGCAAACUUUUUGCCAGUGAUGAUAUUACAAUAAAAUAUAAAGAUGAGGAUGGUGACCUCAUCACAAUCUUUGAUAGUUCAGAUCUUUCAUUUGCUAUUCAAUGUAGUCGUAUAUUAAAGCUACAAAUUCUACCAAACACUGAUAACAAAAGUGAGACUGUUAGUGUUUUAUCAUCAUCUGAUAUAAACAAACUGAAACAACAAUUGAAAACAAUAAGGAACCAAGUGAAUGACUUGUUAGAUUCAUUGGAAAUUAGUGAAACCUCAUCGGCACCUGGUGCGUCAGUACCCCAAGUUAGUGAAGAAAAGUCAUCUAGUGACAUAAAUCCCCCAAAUACUCUCAACAAAGUAAACUCAAGCGAGUUCGACCCUUUGAAAGACAAGCCUCAGAAUGGGGUUGAAGAGACUAAGGAAGCGCCAAAACCAACACCGACGCCCCCAGUUAACAGCAAUGAGGCCCCAAGUCAUCAGCCCCAACCCGUUCCAGGGUCUACUGCGGUGCCAAUUCCUCAAGGACAACCAAUUGCUGCGUCAACAGCCACCAGUCAUCAUAAUCUGAAUGAUUACUAUAACAGAACAACCCAAAGUUAUCCCCACCAAAUGGCGUAUAGCAGUGUGCCCUACCCCCAACAACAGUAUUCUUACGCUGGUUAUGGUCAGCAGGUGGAUCCCUCACAAGUCCCCAAUUCAAAUGCUUACACUAAUCCGCAACAAAGUAAUGUUACAUAUCCAACCCAACAACAGUAUACUCACCCACCACCAGGAGUGUAUGGGCAAGGUCAAGCGAAUCCCUAUUCUAAAGCUUAUACGCAGCCCAGCCCCCAGCAUGGCUACAAUAUGCCACCGCGCCAAUAGUCAGUUGAUAGUUAUUUAUUUAUGUGGCUUUCUUGCUGUCUUCGGCGAUCAUUCUAUCUUUCUAUCUUAAUCUUCAUAUUGUACUGAUACAACAAAUAGGUAUAGCAAUAAAAAUGUAUUUUCAAUUAUUUUAAUAAACAAAUUAAAUGAU
Messenger RNA from Tribolium madens (black flour beetle), 1273 nucleotides. RefSeq names its product protein TFG-like. Gene Ontology annotation, molecular function: identical protein binding. The record is from RefSeq and is a predicted model, not a curated record. Gene Ontology annotation, biological process: endoplasmic reticulum to Golgi vesicle-mediated transport; COPII vesicle coat assembly. NCBI's taxonomy places the organism in Eukaryota, Metazoa, Arthropoda, Insecta, Coleoptera, Tenebrionidae. The coding region runs from base 124 to 1122 and encodes 332 amino acids. The transcript has 5 exons. Gene Ontology annotation, cellular component: endoplasmic reticulum exit site.